This is a messenger RNA of Iphiclides podalirius (scarce swallowtail), 963 nucleotides long. Lineage: Eukaryota; Metazoa; Arthropoda; Insecta; Lepidoptera; Papilionidae. The record is from the annotation of a GenBank genome assembly.
AUGACACCGUUGCCCGUGGAACUGUGGCGUGGAAAUAGUAUGGGUUUUCCAGCGAUGGUGCGGGAUGGGGUCGUUCGUCGUCGUGUAAUUUUUAUAAUAGAACAAAAGGAGCAAACAAUGCCCUUCGCCGAGGCGGACGAGAUAGCGGAUUACGAAUCGCCUCCGCUCGCCUUCGGUGCAAUCGGUUGGCUUCAAGGUCGCGUGGCGAGGUCAACGACCAUUACAUCGGACGGUGUACAGACGGACCUCUUCAUAGCAUCUGAAGAAUUGGCGAGCAUCGCUUAUCGCAGUGUUAAAACUGAGCUCAAACAAGCGACAACUGAUAAAGGGACCCGCGGAAUACUGUUUAACGGCGGGCGUGGGGUGAUCGCAAUUCAGAAGGAUGCACGCCAAGAAAGGGGCCAUUGGGAGCGGAACCGCUCAAUUCCGCCGGCGGGCGUCGCGAAUUGGCGCGUCGCAAGUGACCGAGACGCGAGCGUCCGGCUAGCUGAUAGAUCCUUCGAGUUUCUCCCGCGCCGUUGCGAUACCACUUACUCGCCUUCCUGCGCGAAACGCAUAAAAUCAGGCCACCGAAGUUCCAAUGCUGAUAAGAUUAAGGAAUUGCGGCCUUACGUCGAGGCUAAUCCGCGGGUAGACCUAUGGCAUCGCCCUGCCGCCCCCGAAAAGUGCCCUCGAGUCAAGCACUCCUCGGGGUGGGUGGGGGGUGUCAGCGGGAAGGGGGGAAGGAAGGAGUGCGUUUUUAUCUGUCCGGCUUGGUUGGACACCGGGGCGCGUUACUUCGCACGUGGUGUACUAAUUGGGGGCGGUGGGGAGUGGGGGGGGGGGGGGGGGGGACGGGGACGCGUGGCCCCGUCCAUCACGUUGCAGUCAAACGAAUAUAAUAGAGCGAACAAAGUCGUUGCUAUGUCAUUGGAAAAGAAAUUGACAUCGGACCUAACCAUCGCCCCGCAAAUUAAACAAGCC